AUGGCCGACAUGGCGCUCGCUGGAUUAAGGUGGGCAGCAUCGCCCAUUGUCAACAAGCUUCUUACCGAAGUUUCAGCUUACCUCAGUGUGGAUAUGGUGCGUGAGCUCCAACAGUUAGAAGCCACCGUCCUACCACAGUUUGAACUGGUGAUUCAAGCGGCGGAAAAGAGCCCCCACAGGGGCAAGCUGGAGGCAUGGCUCCGGCGUCUCAAAGAAGCCUUCUAUGAUGCCGAGGACCUGCUGGACGAGCAUGAGUACAACCUCCUCAAGCGCGAGGCCAAGAGCGGGAAGGGUCCCUUGGUAGGGGAGCAUGAAACCUCCUCCAUUUCAUCAACAAUCAUGAAGCCUUUUCAUACUGCUAAGAGCAGGGCACGCAACUUGCUCCCUGAGAACAGAAGGCUAAUUAGCAAGAUGAACGAGCUCAAAGCUAUCCUGACAGAAGCCAAGGAGCUUCGUGAUCUUCUUGGCUUACCACACAGCAACACCGCCGAGUGGCCAGCUGUCGCAGCAACCAUUGUUCCCACAACCACAUCACUACCCACUUCAAAGGUUUUCGGUCGCGACAAGGAUCGUGAUCGUAUAGUAGAUUUUCUUCUCGGCAAGACAACAGCUGACAAGGAAAGUUCAUCUAGGUACUCAGGUUUGGCCAUUGUUGGAGCGGGAGGAAUGGGGAAGUCCACCUUAGCACAGUAUGUCUACAAUGACAAGAGGAUAGAAGAAUGCUUUGAUGUCAAGAUGUGGGUCUGCAUUUCACGCAAACUUGAUGUCCAUUGUCACACGCGAAAGAUUAUUGAGUCCGCAAAAAAGGGGGAGUGCCCACGUCUUGAUAAUCUCGAUACUCUCCAAUGCAAAUUACAUGAUAUAUUACAAGGGUCACAAAAAUUCCUACUUGUCUUGGAUGAUGUUUGGUUUGAAAAAUCUGAUAGUGAGACUGAGUGGGAGCAACUCCUUGCUCCAUUAGUCUCUAAACAGUUGGGAAGCAAAGUUUUGGUGACUUCUCGAAGUGAAACACUUCCGGCCAAUUUAUUGUGUGAACAUGUCGUUCAUUUGGAAAACAUGGAUGAUGCUGAGUUCUUGUCACUCUUCAAACAAUAUGCUUUCUCUGGAGCAGAAAUCAAAGACCAGCUAUUGCGCAUGAAGCUAGAACAUACCGCAAAAGAGAUUGCUAAAAAGCUUGGACAGUGUCCUUUAGCAGCAAAAGUUUUGGGUUCCCGAUUGAGCAGAAAAAAAGAUAUCACUGAAUGGAAAGCUGCACAAAAUUUCAGAGAUUUAAGUGAGCCCUUCACCGUUCUGUUGUGGAGUUACGAGAAGUUAGAUCCAUAUCUUCAGAGGUGCUUCUUGUAUUGCAGCUUAUUUCCUAAAGAUCAUAGAUAUAAACCUGAUGAGUUGGUUCACCUUUGGGUCGCAGAAGGCUUUGUUGGUUCGUGCAAUUCGAGUAGGAAAACAUUGGAAGAUGUUGGGAUGGAUUACUUCAAUGAUAUGGUCUCUGGAUCAUUCUUCCAAUUGGUUUCUGAAAGGUAUGAUUCGUACUAUGUCAUGCAUGAUAUCCUUCAUGAUUUGGCAGAGUCACUCUCUAGAGAAGACUGCUUCAGAUUGGAAGAUGAUAAUGUCACAGAAAUACCAUGCACUGUUCGACAUCUAUCUGUUCAUGUUGAGAGUAUGCAAAAGCAUAAGCAAAUUAUCUACAAGCUACAUCAUUUACGCACUAUUAUCUGCAUCGAUCCACUAAUGGAUGAUGCAAGUGAUCUUUUUGACCACAUGCUACGGAACCAAAGAAAACUGCGUGUAUUGUAUUUGUCAUUUUACAACAGCAGCAAGUUGCCAGAAUCUAUUGGUGAGCUGAAGCACCUCCGAUACUUGAAUCUCAUCAGAACGUUAGUUUCUGAAUUGCCUAGAUCAUUAUGUACUCUCUACCACUUACAAUUACUUUGGUUAAACUGCAUGGUGGCAAGUUUUCCUAAAAAACUCUGCAAUUUAAGUAAGUUACGCCAUCUAGGAGCGUACACAUAUGACACUGAUGAUUUCUUGGGUGAAAGGCCUAUUUGCCAAAUUCCGAACAUAGGUAAGCUAACUUCGCUACAACACAUUUAUGUAUUUUCUGUGCAAAAGAAGGAAGGAUAUGAGUUGCGACAGCUGAAGGACUUGAAUCAGCUUCAUGGCAAUUUAACAAUAGAAAAUCUUGAGAAUGCCACUGGAAAGGAUGAGGCCUUAGAGUCAAAGCUAUAUCAGAAAAAAUGCCUUGAAGUGUUGAAUUUUGUCUGGAGUUGCCAGAAUGACAUGGAUGCAGCGGACACUUCACAUUUGGAUAUUCUAGAAGGUCUGAGACCACCGCCCCAGCUGAGUAGCCUCACAAUCAAAGGUUACAAAUCUGGCACAUAUCCAAGGUGGUUACUUGAGGGAUCCUAUUUUGAGAAUUUGGGUAGUUUUGGGCUUGCUAGUUGCAGUUUGUUAGAAGGUCUACCACCUGAUACCGAGCUGCUUCGGCAUUGCUCUAGGCUGCAUAUAAAAAAUGUUCCAAAUUUGAAGAAACUAUCAUAUCUUCCAGCAGGCCUUACAAAGUUGUCAAUUCACAGGUGCCCACUGCUUAUUUUUAUCACCAACAAUGAGCUAGUACAACAUGAUUUGAGGGAAAACAUAAUGAACAUCAACGACCUGGCAUCAAAACUUGCAUCGAUGUGGGAGGUGGAUUCAGGAUCACAUAUUAGGAGAGUGCUAUCAAAGGACUGUUCAUCUCUGAAGCAGUUUAUGACACUAAUGGAUGAUGAUAUAUCACAACAUCUUCAAAUUAUUGGAAGUGCUCUAGAGGAAGGAGAUAUAAUAUCGGUGAAAGAAAAUAUCAUCAAGGCAUGGCUUUUUUGCCAUGAGCAGAGGAUAAGAGUCGUUUAUGGAAGGACCAUGGAGAUGCCACUGGUUCUACCGUCAGGACUCUGUGAACUUUCUCUUUUUUCAUGCAGUAUUACAGAUGAAGCUUUAGCUAUUUGCCUUGGUGGCCUCAUUUCACUGGAAACUUUAGAAUUGAAAUAUAAUAUGGCAUUAACUGCACUUCCAUCAGAAGAGGUGUUUGAGCAUUUGACAAAGCUUGACGUGUUGAAACUGCAAGGUUGUUGGUGUCUCAAAUCACUGGGGGGCUUACGUGCUGCUCCAUCUCUUUCCAUUCUUUACUGUAGGGAUUGUCCUCCUUUAGAGCUAACACGUGGAGCAGAACUAAUGCAGUUGAACGUUGCUAGGCACCUCAGCAUCCAUGGCUGCAUUCUUGCAGCUGAUUCAUUCAUCAAUGGCUUGCCACACCUGAAAUCUCUUUCCAUUAAUGUCUGCAGAAGCUCCCCAUCCUUAUCGAUUGCCCACCUGACCUCCCUUGAAACAUUAUACCUAUGGCGUCUCCCUGAUCUUUGCUUCGUUGAAGGCUUGUCUUCCCUGCACCUUAAUGUCUUAAGUCUAAUAGAUGUUCCAAACCUCACUGCCAAGUGCAUCUCACACUUUCGUGUCCAGGAAUCGCUCACCGUUAAUAGCUCCGUAUUGCUCAACCGCUUGCUCAGGGCUGAAGGGUUUACAGUCCCACCAGACCUUUCUUUUACAGAUUGCAAGGAACUGUCGGUUUCAUUUGAAGAGCCUGCAAAUCUCUCAUCUGUUAAGUUCCUGGAUUUUUUGAGUUGCGAAACGGAGUCCCUGCCAAGAAAUCUAAAAUUUCUAUCAAAUCUGGAGAGUCUUUCUAUCCGCAAUUGCCCCAACAUAGCAUCUUUACCGGAUCUGCCGUCCUCCCUCCAGCACAUAACUAUAUGGGGUUGCCCCGUCUUGAAGAAGAACUGCCGAGAACCUGAUGGAGAAAGCUGGCCAAAGAUUUCGCACAUUCGAUGGAAGAGCUUCUACUAA
This is a messenger RNA of Miscanthus lutarioriparius, 3870 nucleotides long. Lineage: Eukaryota; Viridiplantae; Streptophyta; Magnoliopsida; Poales; Poaceae. The record is from the annotation of a GenBank genome assembly.